This is a messenger RNA of Lolium rigidum, 601 nucleotides long. Its product is annotated as acyl carrier protein 2, chloroplastic-like. Gene Ontology annotation, molecular function: acyl carrier activity. Gene Ontology annotation, biological process: fatty acid biosynthetic process. The coding region runs from base 58 to 444 and encodes 128 amino acids. The transcript is spliced from 4 exons. The record is from RefSeq and is a predicted model, not a curated record. Lineage: Eukaryota; Viridiplantae; Streptophyta; Magnoliopsida; Poales; Poaceae.
UGCCGCCCGACCGACCGCCGCCUCCGCCUCCGCCCGCCACCCCAGCCUCCCUACCUCAUGGCCUCCGCCGCCGCAUCCGCCGUCUCCUUCGCGAGGCCCGUCCAGGCAAUCAAUGUCAAGUCAGUCUCCUUCUCUGCUCCGAGGAAGGAUAAUGUAGCCUUCCGUAUGCAGUCAGCUCCGCUGAGAUCUGUUUAUUGCUUGGCCAAAAAGGAGACAGUAGACAAGGUCUGUGAAAUCGUGAAGAGCCAGCUCGCGCUUCAACCAGGCACUGAAGUUUGUGGCUCCUCUAAGUUUACUGAUCUUGGUGCCGAUUCUUUGGAUACGGUUGAGAUUGUUAUGGGCCUUGAGGAGGCUUUCGGGAUCACCGUGGAGGAGUCAAGUGCACAGGCAAUCGCAACGGUGGAAGAUGCUGCCGACCUCAUCGACAGCCUUGUUGUCGCCUAGUAAACAUAAAUUCAUGGCAAUAAUACGCCAGGAGCUUAAAAUGACGCUGCCCAUUCCAUGUGCUAGAUCUGAGUUGGUGAAAUCUGUAUCACUAUUUUUGCCCGCAUUGUGCUACUAUAACAUUUAAGCUAUUGUGGAAGUAAUUUUUUUUGUCAAA